AUGCAUCGUUGGGGUAUGAAACAUGCACAAUCCUAUAUACUUGUUGAAGGAACAGGAGGUGCAACUAAAGCACAAAUGAGUGAUAAUCUUGCAUAUGGAAAAAAUAUAGAAGGACAACAAAGAGAUUAUUUACAAAUUUGUUCAGAUGAAAUGACUAAAGGCGAAUGGAUCGAUAUUGAUUUACAAGGACGAAGUCGUUUUCCGCAUGCAUUUAUUGGACCAAUGGCAGCAGCUAUACGUUGA
Rotaria sordida is the source of this 243-nucleotide messenger RNA. The record is from the annotation of a GenBank genome assembly. NCBI's taxonomy places the organism in Eukaryota, Metazoa, Rotifera, Eurotatoria, Philodinida, Philodinidae.